Molecule: messenger RNA, 1116 nt
Organism: Triticum urartu
Lineage: Eukaryota; Viridiplantae; Streptophyta; Magnoliopsida; Poales; Poaceae
Product: serine/threonine-protein phosphatase 7 long form homolog
Biological process (GO): meristem maintenance; meristem development
Source: RefSeq, a predicted model, not a curated record
AUGGCGGUGGAGCAGCGGCCGCUUGCACCUUUGAAGCUUCGUUCUCACGGGGUCACCCUUGGGUGGAUGCGCUAUGAUGAGCGAUACACAUCGUAUGUAAGGGAGACAGGACUUCUCCCUUUCAUUCAUAUGGUCAGACGGUCGACGCCACCCAACAAUGCUCCAGCACUCACCGCGCUUAUUGAUCAUUGGCGGCCGGAGACACAUAGUUUCCAUCUACGGACCGGGGAGAUGACAGUGACGCUCCAGGAUAUUGCUAUGAUCACCGGUCUUCCUAUCGAUGGGAAUCCUCUAUGUAUGAGCACCGACUCCGAUGGGUGGCGCGCGCAGAUGCAUGCCCUUAUCGGUAUGGUUCCUCCGGAGCCUCCGGAACCAGCAGCAGAAAACAAGAAGAAGGAAAGAGUCGCAGCCGGUGCUACUUUCACGUGGAUUACUGAGCACUUUGGUACUUGCCCACCGGAAGCUGAUGAGGACACGGUCAAGAUAUAUGCUCGUGUCUACAUGUGGUAUGUGAUAUCCAGGACUAUGUUUGCUGAUGGCACAGGCAAGAAUGCUCCAUGGAUGUGGCUGAAGGCGUUGACCGUCUUCGAUAGCAAAUGGAGUUGGGGUUCGGCGACACUGGCUUACUUGUAUAGACAGUUGGACGAAGCCUGUUGUAGGUCAUCUGGAGGUAUUGGUGGUUGUUUGCUCGCACUUUCCAUAUGGAGCUGGGAGCGUUUGCCGGUUGGACGUCCGAAGAAGGUGAAGUACGAUGAUUGGGACGACAAAGGCGACCUACUACGGCUACCCACUUGGGCUUACAAGUGGGAUGUGAUAAAUGAGACGACAGAUGAUCCCUCGGUCAUGUACAAGUUGUACCAGAGUGAGCUUGACGCGAUCACGCCUGAGCAGGUGAUAUGGGAGCCGUAUGGAACAGGAGAUAGUUUUGGUGACCCUUUAGAGUUCAGGCUGAAUCCGAUGUGCACUAGGGAUAGGGAUCUCUGGCGUAUGCGGUGCCCACUCAUAUGCAACUGGGCGGUUGAGCUUCACCUCCCACAUCGAGUGCGCCGUCAGUUUGGUUUGUUCCAGGCACAUCCGCCGGAGUGGGAGGACACGGACAAGUUGCUACACGCGUAA